Molecule: messenger RNA, 1277 nt
Organism: Populus euphratica (Euphrates poplar)
Lineage: Eukaryota; Viridiplantae; Streptophyta; Magnoliopsida; Malpighiales; Salicaceae
Product: Golgi to ER traffic protein 4 homolog
Exons: 12
Coding region: 63-1031 (322 amino acids)
Biological process (GO): protein insertion into ER membrane
Cellular component (GO): cytosol
Molecular function (GO): protein binding
Source: RefSeq, a predicted model, not a curated record
CGUCUUCUUUAACAAAGUAAAACUGAAUUGGAUCUGUCUGUGAAGAAGAGGAGGGAGACAACAUGUCGCGAGAAAGACCAAGGAGGGCUACACUCCCUCCUGCUGAAGAGAAUAUUAAGAAAUUGGAGAAUGUGAUAAAUGAGGGUAAUUACUAUGGAGCUCAGCAGAUGUACAAGUCUAUCAGUGCAAGAUACGUAUCAGCUCAAAGACAUUCUGAAGCUCUGGACAUUCUUCACUCGGGUGCAUGCCUCCAACUGAAAAAUGGCCAGGUUACUUGUGGGUCGGAGCUUGCUGUGAUCUAUGUGGAGACGCUUGUUAAAGCAAAAGUUCCUUAUGAUGAUGAUGUACUUGAUUGCAUUAGAAAAAUCUACAAGACAUUUCCUCAGAUACCUUUGCCACAAGACUUGGGAGAGGAUGAAGAUAUGGAACAACUCAAUGAAGCCCUUGGGGCUGCAAAAAUACGUGUAGACUGCUGCCUGUCAUUCUUAAAAGCUGCUAUCAAGUGGUCUGCAGAGUUUGGAGCUCAUAGGAAUGGCUCUCCAGAACUACAUGUUAUGCUAGCGGAAUAUAUUUAUUCUGAGUCCCCUGAGCUGGACAUGACUAGAGUAUCAUAUCAUUUUGUUAGAGGAAACAACCUGAAGAAGUUUGCAUCUACUUUAGUCAAUUUUAUGGGCAAGUGUUAUCCUGGUGAAGAUGAUUUGGCUAUUACACGAGCAAUUUUAAUGUAUUUAGCUAUGGGUAGUCUUAGAGAUGCUAAUUUUCUGAUGGAUGAGUUAAAGAAGCAUGCACAAUAUAAGGAGCAUGACCUUCAUCGAUCAGAUUUGAUCCAAUUCAUCAAUCAUCUUCUGCCAACGUUGCAAAGAGAUGCUUUACCUCUUUUCAAUAUGCUGAGAACUAAUUACAAGUCAAGCAUAGACAGGGAACCUGCAUUCAACGAGCGACUAGAUGAAAUUGCAGAGUUGUUCUAUGGUGUACAACGUAGGAAUCCCUUGCAAGAGAUGUUUGGAGAUGUUUUCAAGAUGAUGGGUUGACGGCAACACAGACAAUUUCAAUGUGUCAGCAACUCAACUGGACUAGCAACUGGACCUCUGUUGUUUUCUUAGAUGAAAUGAUCAUCUGUUUGAUGCAUUAGCAGCAUAAUUUGAAUAUUUGUAAAAUCAUUGUUUUUGAACAGCUGAAGAUCUCUUGUAAUUGACCAAAACAUUUAUCCUUGCCCCCAUAUUCUGGGUGAGCUAUUUGUAGACCACAGUGAAUGAAAUUUUUCCUGAUUCCCAUUC